AUGUCGCUGAGCCCCAAACCGCAUCAUCACCACCACCACAAUCAUCACGCUGCGCACACGACACCGUUCUCCGUUACCGACAUACUCAGUCCAAUCGAGGAGUAUCGUAAGCUUGAGCUGUGUGGCUCGCCUUCCCCGUACCACAGGUCCAGCACGGCUGGUAGCACCGGUGGCAGUGCUUCCGGAAGCCCGGGAGCCAUGUCCGGCGGCGGAGGUAAUAACAACAACAACAACAACAACAACAAUAAUGUCCCUGGAGCGGUCCCGGCCGCGGCCAGUUGGCAUCACGUGCAUCCGCAAUUCCCGGCGCCGCCGCCGCCACCGCCUCAAUAUUGUCAGCCGGACAUGGUCACGUCGUACGGGAAUUCUGCCACGUGGUACGGGGCACCAGCUAACGAUCCACGGUUUGCAAUAUCAAGAUUGAUGGGCUCAUCAAACACCCCGAUGAAUGGUAUGACAAACAUGGAAUGCGAUAUCAAACCACCUCUACAGUUUCCACUUACCCAGAGACGAAAGCGGAGAGUGCUGUUCACUCAGGCUCAAGUUUAUGAACUAGAACGGAGGUUCAAACAACAAAAAUAUUUAUCAGCGCCCGAACGAGAACAUUUGGCUAGUCUAAUUCAUUUAACUCCCACACAGGUAAAAAUAUGGUUCCAGAACCACAGAUACAAGUGUAAACGUCAGGCGAAAGAAAAAGCUAUGGCCGAACAAAAUGCCCAAAAUCAGGCUCAGAGUUCACCGCGACGUGUGGUCGUGCCCGUUCUAGUGAAAGACGGCAAACCGUGUUCGGGUACGUCAGAUGCGUCCGGCCAACAGCCUGCGCCCGGCGGCAAUAACUGCAACGGCCACAGCCCUGCUAUGCAUCACGGUGGCCACGUACCCGUCCCCGUCCACCCUCAUCACCACGGUCACCAUCAUCAUCACGGGUCGCCCAACGUCGGGCACCACCAGCAACAGCACCAACCGCCGCAACACCAGUUGCUGACCAACACCGCAAUGCCAUACCCAAGACAGAACGUCAGUCAGCAUCACCAUCAACAGCAAAAUAUGUCCUAUUUAUCCAUUCAAGGACGUGCAUGGUGAGCUGUGGCCGUUUAUAUUAUUACCUAUCUUAUUAAUAGGCGAGCAUUAUACUUAGUGUAGACUUUCGAAAAAAAAAUUUCAUUUUUCAAUACGAAUUUUUCAUGUGAUUAUAUAUAUUUUUGAUAUAUAUACACACACCCACAUAGAAAAACUAUACUUGUAUUUAAAUAUAUAGAAAAUUUUAAGCAUAAAGUAUUUGACAAAAUGCAGUUAUAUAGUGAGAUAUUAGGAAAAAUUCUUUUAUUAUACGCGUAGGAUAACUAUAUUUUAAGCCCGUUAUGUAUAAGCAUGACGUGUACACAUUUUUAAUUUAAUUUUAUCUUGGACUCUCUAAGUCAAUUAAAUUUUAUUUGUGCUAUGUGUAUUAGUAUAUUUUUUUUCUUUUUAAUGUUUUAUAAUUUGAACGUCCUACCUCCAAGUCACGUGUAUACUUAUUGAUGUAUAAAGUAUUUUGAAACUUUUGUAAAUUAUUAUGAAUUGCAAUAAAUUAAUUCUUUUUGUAAAGAUGAGAUAUGCUAUACAUAGGUACUUCAAUGUUCUGUACGGUUCUAUAUGAUAAAAUAUAAUAUAGCCUCAUUCAAAUAAGGCAAUAUUGUUUGAUGUAAAAUAGUAUGAAUUUGUUUAUCAUACUCAUCCUCUUACGUUUAUGAGAAUAUGUGUAGGUAUACUAAUUUUAUUGGUCCGUGAUAGUUUCACUUAGACAUUUUUUUUUUUUAUGGGUACAUAAAAUAAUUUUAUCUAUUUAUUUAUUAAUAAGUUGCAAGUAUAUAUAAAAUAUGCAUGUACAAUUAUGUAUAAACCUCAAUUUUUAAAGCACUAUAAAUACCAUUCUUAGUUGUAUAUUAUAUGGUUAAGAGUUUUGUAAGUAGGGCUUUAAUAUUAAACAAAGAAAAUAGACUGUUGGAUAAACCUAUAAUAAUACCUAUAUACAACUACCUGAAAUGUUAUUUAACAGUUUUUGUGUAAAUUUACAGUCAUUGAGAUGGUUUAAUUGAAAUGGAUGUAAAACAUUUUA
Messenger RNA from Rhopalosiphum maidis (corn leaf aphid), 2098 nucleotides. Its product is annotated as homeobox protein Nkx-2.1-like. NCBI's taxonomy places the organism in Eukaryota, Metazoa, Arthropoda, Insecta, Hemiptera, Aphididae. Bases 1 to 1083 code for a protein of 360 amino acids. Gene Ontology annotation, biological process: regulation of transcription by RNA polymerase II; cell differentiation. The transcript has 5 exons. Gene Ontology annotation, cellular component: nucleus. The record is from RefSeq and is a predicted model, not a curated record. Gene Ontology annotation, molecular function: DNA-binding transcription factor activity, RNA polymerase II-specific; RNA polymerase II cis-regulatory region sequence-specific DNA binding.